CUCUCUUUUUCUUAUCCAUAACUCAAAUUCUUCUAACAGGAAAUUGAAAUCAUGUCUCAGAUGAUUAAUGAUUCAACAACCAUAAAACUUUUUGGUACAACCAUCUUUCUGCCACACAACAUCUAUGUCUCUUCCAAUGAUUCUUCCUCAAAAUUUGCUCAUGAAGUUUUCUCUGAUCAUAGUCUCCUUUCAUCUUCUACACUUGAUGAAGUCUCACAACAAACCAUAGAGGAUUUAAACACUCCCUCAGCUGAAACAGAAGCUUCACAACAGAAUUCCACAAAACUUGAUGAACAAAGUGAUGUGUCACAAGACAAAACUCCAAAGAAACCAGACAUAAUUGUUCCAUGUCCAAGAUGCAAAAGCAUGGACACAAAGUUUUGCUACUACAACAACUACAACGUCAAACAACCCCGACACUUCUGCAAAAACUGCCAGAGAUACUGGACUUCCGGUGGAACCGCGAGAAAGAUGCUUGUAGGAGCAGGUCGCCGUAAGAACAAAGCCACUUGUAAUUAUCCUCAAAUGAGUACUGUCUUGACCUUUGGAUCAAAUUCUUCUAAUAUAACAUACUAUGGUGGUUUUUUGCAACCAUUAUGGAAUGUACAAUCUAUCCCAACACAAUCUGGUGGCCCAAGCAAAUCUACAUUAGGGAAACAUUCAAGAGAUGAAGACAUGAUCAAUCAUUCCAACUCAGAUAAAGCAAAGCCUGGAUUCCAAAGCAACAACAAAAGAAGUAAUGAUAGUAAUGAAGUGUUGAUUCCUAAGUUACUGAGAUUUGAUGACCCUAAUGAUGUUGCAAGGAGUUCUAUAUGGUCAACAGUAGGAAUCAAGAAUGGGAGAGGAAUUUUUAAGGGAUUUGGAUCUAACUUUGAUGACAAGAAGAACCAUAUAGUUGAAGCAUCUUCAUCAGUAUUGAAAGCUAACCCAGCAGCUUUAUCAAGGUCUAUUGUGUUACAUGAGAGAAUUUAAUUGAGUAUAUAUAACAUUAGAUGACUCUGUUAGAUAAAUAUCUUUGAUGUACAUAUAUCAUGUAUGAGGGCAUAAAUAACGAGACUAAUAUAA
This is a messenger RNA of Vicia villosa (hairy vetch), 1065 nucleotides long. RefSeq names its product cyclic dof factor 1-like. The record is from RefSeq and is a predicted model, not a curated record. Gene Ontology annotation, biological process: regulation of DNA-templated transcription. Gene Ontology annotation, molecular function: DNA-binding transcription factor activity; DNA binding. Bases 52 to 972 code for a protein of 306 amino acids. The transcript has a single exon. Lineage: Eukaryota; Viridiplantae; Streptophyta; Magnoliopsida; Fabales; Fabaceae.